CAAGUCAUCUUCAUCAAUCUAUGCUUUGUAUUACAGUUUUUAGUUGAGUAGCUACUUUGUUUCUGGGUACUAAUACUAUCAUCACUACCAAAAAAAAACAUGGCUCUUAAGUAUAAAUUGGGGACUGAAGUAGAAAUAAAGUCACCUCCAGAGAAGUACUACAACAUCUUUAAGGGCCAAGCAUUCCAUGUUCCCAACGCCGUUCCUGACCAUAUACAAGGAGUUGACGUUCAUGAAGGUGAUUGGGAGACACAUGGCUCUGUCAAGAUCUGGAAAUAUACAAUGGAGGGAAAAUCCGACCUAGUUUUCAAAGAGAAGGUUGAAUAUGAUGACGAAAAUAGGUCAGCAACCCUUAUUGCUAUUGAUGGAGAUGUGAUGCAGGAAUACAAGUCCUUUAAGGGCACCUAUCAGGUUGUUCCCAAGGGUACUGGCAGCUUGGCCAAAUUGACUAUCGAAUAUGAGAAACUCAGUGACGAUGUGCCCGCUCCAGAUAAGUAUAUCACUCUGAUGGUUAAUGUCACCAAAGGUAUUGAUGAGCUCAUUGCUAAGGCAAAAUAGGAAGGAUGUAUCUUCUAGUGCUUGUAUAAUAUAAGCAUGUGUGUAACCAUGUUUUGGUUUCAGAUCUCAUCUCUUUAAUGAAGUACCUAUGGUGUGUACUAAAAUAAUGAUGGUUGGUUGUCAAUGACCUGUAGGACAAUUGGCAUGUCUAUUGUCUAACCUCCUGUGUGAGGCAUGCCAAGGCUAUUAAAUAAAGUUAUGGUUUGUGUUUGUAUUAAAUUGGAAUAUGGAAAUUCAGCACGAAUUUUCUUC
Quercus robur (English oak) is the source of this 810-nucleotide messenger RNA. Its product is annotated as MLP-like protein 28. Gene Ontology annotation, biological process: defense response. Lineage: Eukaryota; Viridiplantae; Streptophyta; Magnoliopsida; Fagales; Fagaceae. The transcript is spliced from 2 exons. Bases 100 to 558 code for a protein of 152 amino acids. The record is from RefSeq and is a predicted model, not a curated record.